AUGAGAAAAGACAAAGUUGUUGAGGUUAAAGAAUAUUGGUACCAUUGGGUUCAUGCAGACGUGAAGUGUCAAAGUUCUCCGCAGAGGGAUGAAGAACGAAUUGAAGAAACUCGCGGAGUGAAUGCUUCAAGUCAGGGUUUGAACAAGAACACACGGUUUGCGAAUUUCACCGUCGGUGGUGAGAAUGCAACGCUUAAUAGUAGUGAAGUGCAACAGUUUUCGCUGAAAUCCAACGGUGAGAACGUUACAUUGGUCACUGAGAUUGGGAACUUCACUGAUAAUAGGGUUGUCAAAGAUGUGGACUUUGCUGUAAAUGCAACUGUUUCUUCUUCUUCUUCUGGUGAAUCAAACGUGACUUCUGUUAAUAAUAAUAAUAAUAAAAAUAAUAAUAAUAAUGAUAAUGUAACUGUGGUUAUUGAUGAUAGUGGUUCUUCUUCACAAGAUGUGAAGAUGGAGGGUCGUUUUAGUUUAAAUGAUGAGAAUUGUGAUAUCUAUGAUGGUAUGUGGAUAAGGGAUGAUUCAAAGCCAUAUUACCCCUUAGGUUCAUGUCCACUCAUCGAUAGGGAUUUUGAUUGCCACCUUAAUGGAAGGCCUGAUAGUGAUUAUGUGAAAUGGAAAUGGCAGCCACAUAAAUGCGACAUUCCAAAUCUUUUCUGUGGUUUUUUCAGUAACACGUGCGAAAUAUUUUUGAAUGCAACUGAUUUUCUGGAGAGGCUGCAAGGUCAGAGGCUAGUUUUUGUGGGGGAUUCACUGAACAGGAACAUGUGGGAGUCAAUGGUGUGUAUACUACGUCAAAGUGUCAAGGACAAGAAACGUGUUUUUGAAAUUUCUGGAAGACAUGAAUUUAAGAAAAAAGGUGUUUAUGCUUUUAGAUUUGAGGCAAGUUUCGGAACAUAUAUAAGAUUCUAUGAUGCAGAUAUCUUGUAA
Messenger RNA from Arachis duranensis, 927 nucleotides. RefSeq names its product protein trichome birefringence-like 2. Bases 1 to 927 code for a protein of 308 amino acids. NCBI's taxonomy places the organism in Eukaryota, Viridiplantae, Streptophyta, Magnoliopsida, Fabales, Fabaceae. Gene Ontology annotation, molecular function: O-acetyltransferase activity. Gene Ontology annotation, cellular component: Golgi apparatus. The record is from RefSeq and is a predicted model, not a curated record. The transcript has 2 exons.